Molecule: messenger RNA, 10035 nt
Organism: Plasmodium gonderi
Lineage: Eukaryota; Apicomplexa; Aconoidasida; Haemosporida; Plasmodiidae
Exons: 1
Coding region: 1-10035 (3344 amino acids)
Source: RefSeq, a predicted model, not a curated record
AUGAAGCGUAGUUUGAAUACUGUGAAAGGGAAAAACACAAGUUUCGGAAAAAUCAAUAUGAACAUGCACGACCAAAUAAAAAUGAAUAAUUUUUACGUGAAUAAUAACCCGAGCAGUAACAUUAGCAGUAACCUUAGCAAUAACCAGAGUAGUAACCUUAGCAGUAACCCGAGCAGUAACGCGGGCAAUAACCCGAACGGUAAGCCCAAUAAUAACCUAAACAGCAUCCAAAUGAACAAUCAGAGGAGCAUCCCGAAUAACUACAACUUAAAUAUAACAAAUUCUGAACUCUCCCAGAACAUUUUGAAUGGUCAAAAUGCACGUGGGUAUGAAUAUAAUUUAUUGCCCAACCAAAGCCCAAAGAGUCACCAAAAUGUUAUGUAUGAUCAGAAAAUUGGGAGUAACAAUAGUAAUUAUGUCAGUAGCAGCGCGAACAACAGAACAAACAAUUAUAUGAAUGAAAAAGAAUUUAAUUCACAAAACGCAAAUUUUUUGGAAAAUUUGCAGCACCAUGUAAAUAACAUUCACAAUACACAAAAUAACAACGUUUCUUAUGUAAAGGGAAAAGGACAUAUUUUACAUAAUCAGAAAUAUUUUAUGACCAAUACAAAUAUUAACAUUGCAAAUGACAACAGCAAAAACAUGGCACAUGUGAUGAACUGUAAUCCAAAUAAUUUGCAGCAAAAUUUGUGCGCUAAUAAAAAUUCAGGCGCGAGUAAAAAUUUGUGUGUUAAUAAUAAUGUGCACUCGAAUAAAAAUUUAUAUCAAGCUAAAGAAGCUCAGAAAAAAGGAAAUUUUUCGAAUUACAAUUGUCACCAGGAUUCUUCCAUGAAUCAAACCCAACAAUUUUUUAAUUCAAAAAAAAAUUAUUAUCAGGGCAGUAAUAAUAACAAUGCGAACAUGAACAAUAUUCAUGAUGUGCGCGUGGUGACUCCUGCGGGAAGUGCCAUUAGUUUGCAUUGCAAUCCGCAUGACAAUUUUUUAACAAAAAAUAUAACCGCAGCAAGUGGUGCAAAUAUUUGUUCAAUGAACAAUACUACUCAGGGUUACACAAAUGACAUGACAAAAAGUACACACCCAAAUCAAAGUACCAUCUUUAGUAGUCAAAUGAAUUCGUGGAAUGCGAAAUUCGAUUUGGGGAACAGUAAUAAUAGUAGUAGUGCAGUUAAUAAAGUUCUUCCAAUUACACAAAAUAUGAACACUGCAAAUGGAAAAAUGGCUAGAGGGAAGCCAAAUGAUGAUAGAGGUAACUACAAUGUUGCAACAAAUAAUUAUGAUAGGAAUUUUAUGAUUAAAAAUCAUGGUACUGUUGGUUCGCAUUGCGUUGACAGUAUUAACAACAAUGUUAAGAGUGAUGAUCAGAGGAGAGGUGGUGGUAACUGUAAAAGUAAUCAACAUAAAAAGAAUCUAGCUAAUCAUAAUAGCAACAAUAAUAUAGGAAUAAACAUGAAUGAUAAAAAAGUUGAAUACAAUUUGCACGAUAUUAAAAAUCAGGUAACUAGUAAGAAAGAUAUGCAAAUUGAAGUUCUACAAGGUGGCAUGGUUUCGAAUAAUAAUGAUGCAAUGAGUGGUUACAACGAAUUAAAAAAGAAAUUCAGUGGAAGCAUGGCAAGUGCAUUACGUUUUUCUAGUGUCAAUAAGAACAAUAUUAACAAUGUCGACCCGAGGAAAGAUGUCGACAUUUAUGUGGCAAUGAAUAAUAAUAAUAAUAAUGCCUUGUGUGCUGGUACCACUGUCGCUGGAAACCCUAUAAAUAAUAACCCUAGCCAUGCAGUGAAUUUCAUUAGUCCUUCGAAUAACGGUAAUCAGGUGAUCGACGCCACCAAAAUAUACGCUUCUAAUAUUGACAACAUAUCUCAUCAAUCCAAUUUGCCCAGCACACACGGAGGUGGCAGCAGUAUCCAGAGCAGCCUUCCCUCGACCACUUUCAACUCGGGUAACUUCAACUCGGGUAACUUCAACUCGGGUAACUUCAACUCGGGUAACUGCAACUCGAAUAAUUUCAACUCGAACAAUUUCAACUCGAACAAUUUCAACUCGAACAAUUUCAACUCGAACAACUUUAACUCGAGUAACUGCAACUCGAAGGGCGGUGAAAUAAGCAACAUUCAAAAGGCAUUAACUAAUGACAUUCAAGUGCAUUGUACGAAUAGGAAAAAGGAGAAUUUAUUGGCAAUGCAAAAUUCCAACGGCAGUAAUGACAUGUACUGUGGAGAUAAGAAAAACGCCAUAAACAACAAUCCCCACAAUGGCUUAAAUUGUUCCCCUCAGGAUUCUCAGAAAAUUGGAAAUUUUGUUACAAGAGGGAGCAAUUAUGAAAACAUAAACAAGUUCAAUAAUAGUAGUUGUCAUAAUGGCAAUCAGACGAAUUUGCUAAAUAAUUACAGUAGUGGCUUUUACAAUAGCAUGAAUAAAACAAGUGCGAACAACAAUUUUGUUAAAGCGAACGGCGAAUUUCUAAUGAAUUCUAAUAUUGAUGACAAGAACAAUGCAAUGGGUAAUGAACCCUUUAUGAAUACAAAUAGCCAUUUAAAUGGAGUUUCAGGUGAUACUCCUACGGAAUUCCUGAAGGUUUUGCAAAAUGAUCAGGUCAAUACAAAUCAUGUAAGUGGUAACAACAUAAGUAACACAUCUAAUGGAGGUGUCAUUAGUUAUGGAAAAAACCAUGACAGUGGAUACAACAGUGUAAUUUCAAAUGACAUCAUGACUAAUAUGUCAUCCACCCAAAAGGCAAACUCCCAAUUUAGCACAAUAAAAAACAUGAACAUGAUUCCAACGAAUAAUCAUUUGUUCAACACAGUUAACAAGUAUGACCCUUCUGUAAAUAAUUUAAAUUCACAUCAUCAGUCACAUCAUACGAAUGAGCAGAAUAAUGUUAUGGUUCAUCAUCAUCUUCAUCAGCUCCCAGGGUCUGUUAAAAUUGGUCAAACGAGUAAUAACCUAGGUAACAAUUUGAAUGCUUACAGCAAGACUAAUAACAACAUGGAUAUAAUGAAAAAUCAGAAUCUAGAAAAUGGCACUAUAAACGUAAAUAAUUUUCUAAACAGUAAUAAUUGUAUUAAUAGUAGUAACAUUGUUAGUUGUAGCACUUUCCCAAAUGGUAGUAGCAGUAGUACUAGCAGCAACAGUGGUAGUGGUGGUGAUGGUAAUAGUAUAACUAGUAAUAAUAAUUUAAAUGCAUUAAAGAACAAAGAAAAUGGCAGUGGCAAAACUUCACUGCCACAUACUUCUCCUCUGCCACAUACUUCUCCUCUGCCACAUACUUCUCCUCUGCCACAUACCUCACCACUGCUACAUACUUCACCACUGCUACAUACUUCUCCUCUGCCACAUACUUCUCCCCUGCCAUAUGGCACAAGUAGUAAUUAUACCUGGAAAAAAGAUUUUUACAAUUCUAAAAUUAGUAAGUCCAACAUAUACGCACCAAAAUUAGGAGAAUAUUCGACAAAUGGGUCAAGUAACAGUGGUUAUAUAAGUAGUAACAUAACUAACAUUGGGAAUGGCAUAAAUAAUGGAAUAACCAAUACAGUGUCGAAUGCACUAACGAAUAACGCCAACGAAAUUGACAGUAUUACAAACAAUUUGACAAAUGCAUUAUCAAAUAAUAUUACAAAUAAUAUAACAAAUAAUUUGCAAAUUAUCCAUAACAAUAACGUUACACAGAAAAUUAAUAAUAAUAUAUCAAUAAAUUUAUCCAGUGGGAUGACUGGGAUGACUGGGAUGAGUGGGAUGAAUGGGAUGAGUGGGAUGAAUGGGAUGAGUGGGAUGAAUGGGAUGAGUGGGAUGAAUGGGAUGAAUGGGAUGAAUAAUGUGAACCUUAGUAAUAUGAAAAAAUUUAAAAAAAAUGUUUUUAACGCUGCGAGUGUAGGUGAUAAUAUGUCACAUAUGCGAGACGUUAAUCAAAAUGUAGCUAAAUUGGAUUCUUUAGCGAAUUUUAAUGAUCCCAUGAAAAUUUCCCCAAUCGAUAAUGGUAGCAUCCAUAAUGGUAGCAUCCAUAAUGGUAAUAUCCAUAAUGGUAACAUCCAUAAUGGUAACAUCAAUAAUGGAAUGCAUAAUAGUAGCAUCAAUAAUGGAAUGCAUAAUAGUAGCAUCAAUAAUGGAAUGCAUAAUGGCAUCCACAAUGGAAUCAAUAAUGGCAUCAAUAAUAAUAAUCAUGUGAAGAACAAUGUGUACAAGGCCAUGCUGAAUAAUAAUAUAUAUGCUAGCGAAUCAGACCUUACCGGACGCAAUGGCGUACUUUCCAAUUACUACAACAUGAGUGAUAGUGGCAUAAAUCACCUCAAUGAGAAUAGCUUCAAAGGAGUGCAGGUGAACUCGAAUAUGAAUAUCCCAAUGAGUGUGCAAUCCGAUAUGUCCAUGAAUGCACAGUCCAAUAUGUCCCCAAUGAAGAUGAUAACCAAAAAUGAUACACUGGAUCAAGUAGAUACAAGAAAAGGAUUAUCGGUGCAGAGAAGGGUGUCGGAUGUAAAUCCAUCGAAUCCAUAUGGCAAUAUAGACAACAUCAAUUGCUCAAAUGCACGAACCAACGCUGAUAUUUCUGGUAUUUCUAAAUUGAAUAUGAUGUCAAAGGGGAUUAAUUGUAAGGGUUCAUCCAUGGCCAAUCCAGCGUAUGACAAUUUCUAUGAUGUACAUAAUCAGGCCAAUGCAAGGAAUUGUAUGAAAAUGAACAACUUAAAUAUGAACGUAGUAAAUCAAAGCAAUAAAAUGAACAAUGACACGUCACAAAGGUAUGCAUUAAACAGAGGAAAUAAUAACAUGGAGACAAAACAUUUAAGUAUGAACGAAUCGUUACUAAAUAAUCAAUUAAUGAUGUGUAAUAGGAAAACAAACAAAAAUGAAAUAGUCGAUGAAAAGAAUAAAAACUGUUUACCAACAGAUGUGAACAGCCAUUUAAGCAAAGACUAUAAUAUGAGUAAGGAAAAGAUGGAUUCAAAUUCGAAUAGAAACAAAGAGCCACUAUCCAAUUCGAUUGGUAGCAGGUGUGGUGCAUCUAAUUAUGAUAUGAAUGAGAACCUUCAUGCAGAGAAAAGAAAGAAUUAUAAUGACAUGCAUCACAUUAGUGGUGAUAAUAAUAAUAAUAAUAAUAGAAUUAGCAAUGGUACUAUUAGCAGUGGUAAUAAUAAUGGCCUAGUGGAAAACACCAAAAGAAGUAUUAUGCAAUUAAACAAAGUUUUGUAUUCAGGAAACAUAGCUAAUAAUCAGAGUGACAUUGAAAUGAUGAAAACAUUGCAAAGAAGUAACAGCUUAUCGAAAUUAAACAACGCAAAUUGUAUACAUAUAUCUGACUUCAAUAGCACAAUCAAUUCAAUGGGAACAACCCCUGCUAGAAACAGCGAUUUGCAUAAUGAAAGGAAUAAUAAAAAUGGAAUAAUUGGUAUGAAUCAUGUAAACGUUGCCAAUCCUCUAAAUUCGACAAACAUGAUAAACAACGACUCAAUGUUAUUACCCCAGGAAAAGGAACACUUAUUGACUGAAGAUAAAAACAGAAAAAAAAAAUUAUGUGGUAAGGCAAAUCUGAAUUACGGACAUGUAAAUUAUAUGAAUAAUAAUAAUAAUGAUAAUGGAAAUCAGGACACAGGAAUGAAUAACAACUAUUGUACAGAUCUCAGAAAUGGUGGAAUUAACAUCAAUUUCAAUAAUCUGAACCCAUCUGGAGGUAGCCAAAUUGAUCCCAUUCAGAAUAUUAUAAAUAGUGGAAAGGCACAAAGUGAGCUGAACAGGAAUAAGAACUAUCAUGUCAAUUCAAAUGAUAUGAAUAAAAAUGCUUAUACCAAUAGUGAUAUUGUUAAUGACAUGAAUUAUGCAUAUCAGAAUAAACCAUAUAAUGAACAAGUGUACACAAAUGCAUAUGGAAAUUACAUGAUUGGAUUAAGAAAAGACAUGAUCAGUGAAGGAACGAUCAAUGGAGGAAUGACCAAUGGAGGAACGAUCAAUGGAGGAAUGACCAAUGGAGGAAUGACCAAUGGAGGAAUGACCAAUGGAGGAACGAUAAAUGGAGGAACGAUAAAUGGAGGAAUUAUCAAUGGAAAUGAAUCCAACAUUCAGAAUAUCAAUUAUCCAAUAGUAAACAAUUUCAAUAACACAAAUUUUUCCAAUUCAUAUAAAGGCAUGUCUGAAAAUAACAAAAGUAUGUAUCUGCAGUGUGGUCUCAAUCAGAUAGGGGGAGAAGAUGUGUCAUCAAAUAAUGAUGAAAGUAAUACUAUAAAUUCAAAAAGCCUUAUCAACAUCAACAACAACUUCAACAUGUUAAUGAAAAAUGCGAGCACUGAUGUAGUUGAAGAUCAUAGUGCCCUUGUUGGUUUAAGAAGCGCAGGAAAUGGAACUAGUGGAAAAUAUGAUGGAGAUUUAAUUCAGAGUGGUGGCAAAAGUGGUAGCAAAAGUGGUAGCAAAAGUGGUAGCAAAAAUGAUGGCAAAAGUGGCAGCAAAAGUGGCAGCAAAAGUGGCAGCAGAAGUGGCAGCAAAAGUGGCAGCAGAAGUGGCAGCAGAAGUGGCAGCAAAAGUGGCAGCAAAAGUGGCAGCAGAAGUGGCAGCAGAAGUGGUGGCAGCAGUGGAAGCAUCGGUGAUAGUAGUAGCCCUAGUAGCAGUAAUAACAACAUCGGACAUGUAAACAACAAUGACAUAUGCUUGGGAUACAAACAAAUGAACAAUUUCCAAAAGAAAGGGAAUGUUGGAGUUAUGGAUGGUGUUGCGCAUGGCUUGUAUAACAAGGUUACGAAUGAGACGAAUGUUAAAAAUAAUGCAAAUGGAUUGUUAAAAGGAAAUUUAGAGAUAAAUAAUAGUGAGACAAAUGCAUUUUCAUCGAAAUAUGGCAUAGAGAGGAGUAUGACACAUCUCAGUGGUAGUGACAACGUACAGAAUAUUUUUAAUAAAAAUGAGAAUUUAAGUAAUAUUGUGAAUGUAUCAGGUUUUGACACAUCUAGAAAAGGAAUAAAUUUCGAGAAUCCAAACAAUUUAUCAUAUAGCAUAAAUCCAGAUUUCCUUGUUCAGAAUUGUGCAUAUGUCAAAUCAAAAGGAUCUAAUGCAAAUACUGUUCUUUGUGAAAACAAUAUAAUGUCUAUAAAUGGUGGAAGUAUAAACCAAAUUACUAGUUUAAGUGCAAAUGGUGAAAAUCUCAUGGAUUAUAAAAUGCAGAAUAUAAAUAAUGAACAAGUCAUUAUGUAUAGCAAUAAUAACACAGGUGUAUUAAAUAUACAUGAUCCCCAGUUAGCUAAUUUUUCUAUGGUUCAGAAAGGUCAGGAAAUAAAAUCCAUGAAUGUAAAAAGUUCAUGUAAAAGAAAAAAAAUGGAUACUGUAGCAAAAUCGAAUGAACAAAUCAAUGCAACAGAUUCUUUGUCAAAUCCAAGAAGGAUAAGGAAAAAAAAAAAUGAUAAUGUAAAUUUACCAUUGCCUUCAUCAUCCAUGAAUGGAGCAUUAUGCACAUCGUCACAUAUAGAUAUGAAUAAAACCACUGAUGUUAAUCAGAAUUGUAGGUUGCAAAAGGAAAAUUACAAUACCAUGACCCAUCUAAAUGCAGUUCAGUUUUCUACCAGUGGAGAACACUGCAUGCAAAUUAGAGAUAUAGGUAAAAAUUCAGAUAAAACAGAUAAAAUCUGUGAAGAAACAAAUAAAGUCUGUGAAGAGAAAAAUAAAGUCUGUGAAGAGAAAAAUAAAAUCUGUGAAGAAACAAAUAAUAUCUGUGAAGAAACAAAUAAUAUCUGUGAAGAAACAAAUAAAAUCUGUGAAGAAACAAAUAAUAUCUGUGAAGAAACAAAUAAAAUCUGUGAAAGUAGCAUGCAGCAAAGUGCAGUAGAAAACAUAGUGAAGAGGCCAAUAUUUGAUGAAUCUAAAAAUGUACACGAAAGUUACACUGGAGUACAGGAAGCAAGUAUGGAAUAUAAUUUACAGUGGAAUGAUAACAAACAAAUGAUCCACAUAGAUGCAGUUACAGCUAGUUCGAAUGAGUAUAACUCAUUAAUCAUGGAUUCAUCAAAAGGUGUUAAUAUUAACGAACAUGGAAGUGAAAACAUAGAAAAGACACAUUCAAAUUAUGAAUUAAAAAAUGAUGGAAAUAGAAAUGUUGAAAUGGAUUUAGCAAAAGUAGCAUUGGAAUCUGCCGUUUGUAAUAUGGAAACACAGAAAGUGAUUGACUUCAAGAAUUCAAAUGUUAACCUUCUCUCAUGUGAUUUGAAUGAAGAGGCUAAUAGAAGAUUCAGCUUUGACCGUAAGGACGGAAUUAACAUUAAUAAGGAGACUAAUAAUUCAUCAGACGAAGAAAUUGUCAAUAGUAAAAAUAUUAUAAAAGAACAAAAUGAUGAACAUCAAAGUGGAAAUAACUCAGUGAUACAUAACGAAUAUAGUGUGGAAAUUUCUAACUUGGAUGCAAAAGAUGAACAAAGUAUUAACAAAUUGAGUACUUACAUUUGUCUUAAGAACAUAGAGGAAGAGAUUUCUAAUUACAAUGAAUCUAGAAAAGAUGUUUUAUUACAACAGGGUGAAAUAAACAAAACUGUGCAAAAAAAUGGAAACCAUAUCAUGGUAGUAGAUUCAAAUACAAACCUAACCGAUGAAUAUAUGAAUUGUAUGAAUAAUAAAAAGAAUGAAUACAAUGAUACGAAAGAAUUUAGAACGAACACUUAUGCCAGUAUCGAAGAAAUUUUUAACGAAUCAAGUGUAAAUAAUUUAUAUGAAGAACAUGAAAAUGAAAACGUGAAAAACAAUCUUGAUAACGUUGACACAAAAGAAGAGAAUGGAAUAAUCAUGCUUGAUAACAUCACUGUACACCAUUCUUCUGCAAAACCAAGUGCAGAACCGAAUGCUAAUGAAACCAAUAGUAUCAUCGAAGGAGUAGAGACAGAAACGGAAGAAAAAACAGAGAGCUUAUGCCACCCGGAUGGAAAAAAAGAAGUAAGCAGCUCAUGUAUUAAUGAAAAGGAUGAUGAUGAUAAUGAUAAUGAUGAUGAUGGGUACUAUAAAAAAAUUGCUCAAGAUACGAAAUCCAUGAGCUAUGACAAAUUACAUAGGAACAACAAAAGUGAUUAUUUAAGUAAAGAAGACGAAUUGAUAAAUGAUGAAAACGAAGAAUGGAUUCAAAAGAAGGAUGAGGAGGAACACACCACCCUGUUGAUUAAUGAGUCUUUCAGGAGUAAUGAAAAUGUUAUUUUGUCAAUGAAUAAUGAAGAAUUGAAAGAACAUUGGUACAUGUCAAAUAAGGCAUUUGAUAUUUUUUUAAAAGAAAAGGAAAAUAAAAACAGUGAAAAUGAGGAUGUUACCACUACAGCUGAAUCGAAUGAAGAGAACGGGAAUGAGGACGGGAAUAAGAACGAGAGUGAGAACAAGAAUAAGAACGAGAGUGAGAACGAGAGUGAGAACGAGAAUGAGAACGAGAAUGAUAUAAACUUUGAUAUUGAGAUGAUUACCCAUUGUGAUGGAAAUGGUGAAGUCGUGGGAAAUGGAAUUAGCACAUUUUACAUUAAUGAAGAUAAUUUCAAUGAAAAUUACAACAGUGAACAUGAAAUGAGUGAAUUCCUUACAAAUAAGGAUAAUGAACAUGGCAAAGAAAACAAAAAGGGAGCGGAUGAAGUGGAAAUUACACUAAAUGAACCAAAUUUUGAUGCAAAAAAAGGCAAUAAAGAUGAUAAAUUAGUCGGAGAAAAUGAAAAUAAUGACGGCAUUGCUAAUACGGGGAAAAAGGGAGAAUGUGAUAAAGCUGAUAUUACAUUUGACUUGGCCUCAAUUUUAAAUAAAGCUUUAGCAAAUGAACUUCAAUUGGUUAUACAAAAAAUAAGAAAAGAACAAAAAUAUACAAACGAUUCAUUAACGUUCAUCGUUUCUAAGAAAAUUAAUCUUAAUAAAUUCACACACCUAUGGUAUUAUUUAAUAAACAUGAAACAGAUGAGAAACGAAGAAAAAAAAAAAUUAAAAAUUUUGAAAUUUCAGAAGGCCAAAAUUUUUCAGACCAAUUUUUAUGAUAAACGUAAGUCUACACUAAACGGAAUUUUUUUAUUUUAUUUUUCUCUCGCUCAUACAACACAUUUAUUGCAUGAACAGUACAUUUAA